CAUGUUUUUUCACAUCGCUAGGCAAAAUCGGUUUGGAAGCAGUGGGAGUAACGGGGUCUCCCACAAAAAAGGGGAAUAAAAUUGGAAUUCGAGCGGCCGCUGCAGCGCAGCGCAUUGUGCAAAGCCUCAAAAGUGUCGUAAAACUGCGUUACUUCCGCAGAUUGCAAAAGCAGCCCCCUAAAAAAAUCGAGGGGCAACGCGAAAUCAGUGCUCCUCCGCCAGCAACAACAAAUCGCUCGGUUUGCCAAGGUGUUAAUGCUCAUUUAUUUAUAAAACAUGGUCCGCAUGACUAAUGAAACGGGUUGGCGUUAUUAAAAACGAUUAAGUCGAUAUACUCGGAGAACUAGAGACCAGAAAAUAAGAAACUCCCCAAGGCACACGCACACACACACGUAAUUCGUGGUGGCGCCUAGGGUCCAAAGACAACAACAACAACCACUGGCACUAGGAUAACAACAACAGCAAUUCAUCAUUGUUAAUUGUCAACAAAAGGCGAAUUUAUUAACGUUAAACAAACACUAAAAAUAAGCAGGCAGGCAAGUAAUUAUGCUUGACCCUGGUCCAACAAUAGCCCCAUCUCGGAUUCCAGCGCAAGAGGAAGGGAGACGCAGCUAAAACCACGCUGGGAGUUGCACCGCAGUCGUCGCCAGGCUAGCAAGCGUCCAGGGCAUCGUUAUCAUAAUACUCACAGAUUGAAGGCGGGAACGAGAAACGAAAAGCGAACCAGAACCAAGAGAAGAGCGGAGCGGAGUCCAGACUGAAACCGAGGCCGAGACUGACUGAGAUUUGGCCAGAGCCACCAUGGCGGCCGUGGGCAAUCUACACAACACGCGCAUGCUGCGCUUCCUUUUAGUCCUAAUCGUGGUGAUCCUCACCAUAUUCAUCUACGCCUCGUACUCGACGACGGGCACUCUGACUGCGAACCAUGUGCACCCGGCGGCCUCACCGCCGCAGCAGUUGAUUGGUGGUCAUCCUGGUCGCCAGCCGAUGGACCAAGUGCAGAUAGUCAAUAACACGGAGAAGGAGAACAGUCCGCCGGCUGGCGGAGAAAGUACGGCUAAGUUAACCAGCAGACAGUCGCAGCAGCAACAACAGCAAACAGUGGAGAUCCACAAGAAGCAUCCGCAGCACCGACUGCCCACCAUCGAUGAGGAUGCCCUGCUCGACGGCGGCUCUGCCGGCGCCAGUCCCCAGGUGGGUGGCGCUGAACAGACGCCCAAUGGCAUGGCGGAUGAGCUGCUGGAGGAGCAGCAGUAUGGCCAGAGCGUUGACGGCAUCACCGGCAACAUCAACAGCAGCACCAAUAACAAUAGCUCUGCAGACACGUUGGUUGUCAAACAAUCGAUUCCCGCCCAAUCACCGCAACAGUUACAGCCGGGACUUUCCGAUGCCGAGCUCCUUAUACCGACAUCAAAUUUGCAAAAGUUUAUCGAGAAUGCCGAUAAGAUACUGAAGAACAUCACCUCGAACAGUAGCAAUGGAGCUGCUGGUGUCCCCGCAACCGGAACUGACCAAAACACAGAUAAAGGAAGUCAAGCGGAUAUGGCACAACUCAAUUCGGUGGAUGGCAAGCUGGAGGUCUCCGAAGCUGACUCCGUUAAGGAGGAGGUGGAAUCGAAGGUGAUACAGGAAAUUAAGGAUGCCAAGAAGGAGGCUGUAGUUUCACCGCCCAAAUCCGCCAGACCAGCAGUGGCCAGUGUGAAGACGACAAAGACGAAGAGCGUGGCCAGUGUGCCAAGUGCUCCAGUGGAUCCAUCGAAGGGAGUGGCCACCGAGAAGCUGUACGAACCAGGCCACAUAGACGAGGAAAUCGAUGCGCAGCGCAUUUGUCCACGGGACGGCGAGUCCAUUAAGCUUCUGGUGCUUAUUAGCUCCGCAAUGUCUCAUGAUGCUGCACGAAUGUCCAUUCGCCAGACGUGGAUGCACUACGGAAGCCGAAGAGACGUUGGCAUGGCCUUCGUUUUGGGCCGUGGCAUUAAUGAAACUCUGAACAAGGCCCUCACCCAGGAGAACUUCAUCUACGGUGAUCUGAUACGCGGAAACUUCAUAGACUCGUACAAUAACCUCACCCUCAAGACGAUAUCCACGCUGGAGUGGGCGGAUCUGCACUGCCCGAAGGCAAAGUACAUCCUCAAGACGGACGAUGACAUGUUCAUCAAUGUGCCCAAGCUGCUGACCUUCCUGGACAAGCACAAGGAGAAGAGGAUCAUUUACGGUCGGCUGGCCAAAAAGUGGAAACCGAUUCGCAACAAGAAGUCCAAGUAUUACGUGUCCGUUGACCAGUUUGCAGCGGGCGUGUUUCCCUCCUUCACCACUGGACCAGCUUACGUUCUCACCGGAGACAUCGUGCACGAGCUGUACGUGCGAUCGCUUAAGACCGUGUAUCUGAAGCUGGAGGAUGUCUUCACCACGGGCAUCGUGGCCAAGAGCCUGAAUAUCAAGCGGGUGCAGGCCAACGAGUUCGUCAACCGGCGCAUCUCCUUCAACCCGUGCAACAUCCGCAAUGCAAUCAGCGUGCACAUGAUCAAGUCGAACGAACAGUUCGAUCUGUGGAAAAAGCUGCUGGACCAGACCACCAAGUGUAAAUAGUAUUUUAAGUUUAGGGUUUAGUUUGUCGGUACGAAGUGAAUAACCCAGUGUGGUCUUUCGAGGAGCGGAGCAAAAAUAUUAUGUAAUACGGUACGAGUAGAGAAUGAUUAGCCAAGGCAGCUAAAUAUAGGAUUAUACAAUUAGCAUAGUCUCUAAGUCCUAGAAGUAUCACAAAUUUCGUCGUUGUUGAUCCCUGCAUCUGCCUAUAUGCAUGUGGUCCAUCGGCGAUCCGAGUACAUUUUAAACGAUUCGUAGUUUAAUUUUAGCAUUCUGAAUGCCAUUAUUUAAAUGAUAAUUACUGAGCGAUAACUGUGGUUAUAUCUUAACACUAAAUACAUUAAUGUAUAUCGAGAGAA
This is a messenger RNA of Drosophila takahashii, 2945 nucleotides long. RefSeq lists its product as uncharacterized. Gene Ontology annotation, molecular function: hexosyltransferase activity. The record is from RefSeq and is a predicted model, not a curated record. Lineage: Eukaryota; Metazoa; Arthropoda; Insecta; Diptera; Drosophilidae. Gene Ontology annotation, cellular component: Golgi membrane.